Hypoxylon fragiforme is the source of this 2024-nucleotide messenger RNA. RefSeq names its product putative UBX domain protein. Gene Ontology annotation, molecular function: protein binding. Lineage: Eukaryota; Fungi; Ascomycota; Sordariomycetes; Xylariales; Hypoxylaceae. Bases 301 to 1851 code for a protein of 516 amino acids. The transcript has a single exon. The record is from RefSeq and is a predicted model, not a curated record.
CAGCAUACAUAGGUACUAACUACGUAUACAUACAUGUACUAUGUAAUAAUAAUAAGAGCUGCCUGCCUGUCUGCGCUUCUCCUUAUUAACAGAACAACAGUAGUUGAUGUAUUGUACAUAAAUCCAACUUGAUCAUCACUUGUCCCAUUUUCUUAAUUUUUCUAUUAAUGAUUACUUAGAACACAAACAUAUAAAACCCCUUGAUCAAAUUCAAAUUCAAUAAAUAUUUAAUUAUACAACUUCAUCCCGUCUCAUCUUUCUAGCCACAUCACCGCCAAGGUCUCAUAGGUCUCACAACAUAUGGCGACCAACGUCAAGGUCGUGGGGACAGACCUUAAGCAGGUAACUGUAAAGGUCAACCCCGGCACCUACCUGACGGAUAUCUUGGAGCAGGCUUGUGAGAAGCUCAAAGUCCCCUCUAACAAGUACCUAUUAAAGUACAAGCAAAAGCAGCUGGACCUGUCGCAGACAUGGCGGACCUCGGGUCUGGUGCCUGGCGCCAAGCUCGAGCUCAUCGUACGCUCCACAACCCCUACCGUCAUCAACGUCGCCUUGCAGCUCCCGCCCCCCGAGUCGAGUCUAUUCCCACCGUCCGGCAGAAUCACAGAGAAGUUACCGAGCGACUUCACGAUAUGGCAAUCCUUACGCCAGUUCGAGAGCGGCAGGGCGAGCCAGGGGAAGAACUUGAACAUAACGGGAAGAGGCACCGCACAAACAGCGAAUGGUGCGGCUAUGGGUAGUGGCCAGUUGUACUACGAGACCCCGGUCCUCACGAUAGAGAACAGAACGUUGUCGACGUUUGCCGAUUUCCAGAAAACGCUGUCGCAACUGGGGUACAACUCAGGGGGUGUUCUAGUACGCCUCUCCUUUCAGAAGACAGACAAGACCUUGGUCGAUGCUAUGACAGAGAUGAGCCAGUUCUUCCAGACAGAAGAGGAUAGCCGGAAAAUACCAUCAUCCACUGCUGCCCCUCCGGCAGGCCAUGACGCGAGUGCCUCGGCUGAUACCCCGCCUUCGAAUACUGGCUCGAGUGAAGCAGCACUACAGGCCACUUCAGAAACACCCGAGACAGGUGCGACGACUAGCGCCGUUCAAGAGAAUGCUACGGCGCAAACAGUCUCAACAGACGCUAUGGAUAUCGAUGAGCCUAUAUCCUCCGACCAUCGCCCCGUCGCUAUAUACGCUGCGCCCGCUUCCGGUACCCCAGUAGCCGCCUUGCGAGCAGAUGCUGACGAGGCAUUCGCGCCACGCAUCGAGCACGCACAGGCCCACCAGCGGCUCCUCAAGACCGCCGGCGAGAACAAGCGCCUCCUCUCCGACAAGGAACUCGCCGAAAGGGCCGCGGCCGAACAAGCCAGGGUCGCAGCCGUCAAAACCAUCCGGAUCAAAGUGCGCUUCCCGGACAACUACUCGGCAGAGUGGCCCUUCGGCCCCGACGACACCGGCGCAACCCUCUACGCCGAGAUCCGGAAACUCAUGGCCAACGAAUCCGCCCCCUUCAAGCUCGCCCUGCCCCCCGGCAAAGUCGUCAUCAAGGACGACGACAGCAGCGGCCCCUCCAGCAAGCUCAUCGGCGGGUACCGCCUGAGCUCCAACACCCUCGUGAACUUCAUGUGGGACGACAGGGUGCCCCCCGAGGUCCGGAAGCAGCCUUUUCUGAAGAGCAGCCUCGCGGGCCAGGCCCAGAAGGUGGUUGUUCCCGAGGUGAAGGAGGUGGAAGUCGAAGAUACAGCGGCGGGUGGUGGUAACUUGCCAUCGUCGUCAUCGAUAACGUCCAAGCCGAGGAACGAAGGGGACGGUUCUGGUGGGUUCAAAAAGCCUAAGUGGCUAAAGGGAUUGAGCAAAAAGUAAACGAUGAUCCAAACCGGCGGCGAGGUUGAAUGUAUCGGACUACACUAGAAUUAUACGGAACUGGCAUGUGCCUGGCGUUUAGGUAGUAACAUAGAGUACUUAGGAAAACCUUAGUACUAUGCACCAGCAAGUAUCAAGUGUCGUAAAGCAUCAAAUCAAAUCAAAUCACCAAA